Molecule: messenger RNA, 3265 nt
Organism: Entelurus aequoreus (snake pipefish)
Lineage: Eukaryota; Metazoa; Chordata; Actinopteri; Syngnathiformes; Syngnathidae
Gene: pcca
Product: propionyl-CoA carboxylase subunit alpha
Exons: 20
Coding region: 86-1903 (605 amino acids)
Cellular component (GO): mitochondrion
Molecular function (GO): ATP binding; metal ion binding; propionyl-CoA carboxylase activity
Source: RefSeq, a predicted model, not a curated record
GGGGAGGUAAUGCACCACAACUGAUGCCAAUCGCCGUUAUAACAAAAGAAGAAAAAGUAUGUUGUGGUUGUGACUGUGGAUCAAAAUGGCGACGCGCAGUUUCAUCUCAUCACCUAGCAGGCGCUUGUUUUUUGUGAAGCAUUCUCCUUUCCAGUCUGGACACUGUGCUAUUCUUAGAAAGGCUCAGUAUUCCACCGUCUCAAGUCCAAAUGAAAAGACAUUUGACAAGAUCCUAAUAGCAAACAGAGGAGAGAUUGCUUGCAGGGUGAUCAAGACAUGCAAGAAGAUGGGAAUUCGGACGGUUGCUGUUCAUAGCGAUGUUGACUCAACUGCUGUUCAUGUCAAGAUGGCAGAUGAGGCAGUGUGUGUUGGCCUCGCCCCCACUAGUCAGAGCUACCUCAACAUGGAUGCCAUACUGGAUGCUGUAAGAGCAACUAAAGCCCAAGCGGUUCACCCCGGGUAUGGAUUUCUCUCUGAAAACAAAGAGUUUGCCAAGAGGCUGGCAAACGAGGGUGUGACAUUUAUUGGCCCAGACACUCAUGCUAUCCAAGCAAUGGGGGACAAAAUUGAGAGCAAACUGAUUGCGAAGGCUGCCAAGGUCAACACUAUCCCAGGAUUUGAUGGCGUGGUCAAGACUGUCGAGGAAGCUGUGAAAAUAGCACAAAAUGUUGGCUACCCAGUAAUGAUAAAAGCAUCUGCGGGCGGUGGAGGAAAAGGAAUGAGAAUUUCAUGGAAUGAUGAGGAAACAAGAGAUGGCUUCCGAUUCUCAUCUCUGGAAGCAGCGUCAAGCUUUGGAGACGAUAGGCUUCUUAUUGAAAAAUACAUAGAUAACCCGAGACACAUAGAAAUUCAGGUGCUGGCUGAUAAACAUGGUAAUGCUCUUUGGUUAAAUGAAAGAGAGUGCUCUAUUCAGAGGAGGAACCAGAAGGUGGUGGAAGAAGCACCCAGUACUUUCCUCGACGCAGUGACACGACGAGCAAUGGGUGAGCAAGCAGUGCAGCUGGCCAAAGAAGUGCAUUACUCAUCUGCUGGUACCGUGGAGUUCCUGAUAGAUUCUAAAAAGAACUUCUACUUCCUCGAGAUGAACACACGGCUACAGGUUGAGCAUCCCAUAACAGAGUGUAUUACUGGUAUUGACCUGGUGGAGCAGAUGAUCCGGGUUGCCAAGGGUUACCAACUACAACACAAACAGGAAGAUAUUCCAAUAAAUGGCUGGGCCUUUGAGAGCCGUGUCUACGCUGAGGACCCUUUCAAGUCAUUUGGUCUUCCCUCCAUUGGAAGAUUAUCCCAAUACAAGGAGCCAGUCAAGCUCAACAAUGUCCGGGUGGACAGUGGCAUCCAAGAGGGAAGCGACAUCAGCAUUUAUUAUGAUCCCAUGAUUUCCAAGUUGAUAACCUAUGGAGCUACAAGAGCAGAAGCCCUUGCCAAGAUGGAGGAUGCUCUGGAUAACUAUGUCAUCAGGGGUGUGACCCACAACAUUCCGCUCUUGAGAGAAAUAAUCACGCACCCUCGUUUUAUUUCCGGUGACAUUAGCACCAACUUCCUUCCAGAGGUUUACCCUGAUGGAUUUAAAGGCCACCAACUUCAGGUGGAAGAACAGCAAGAGUUGAUAGCCUCUGCAGCAGCACUGUACAUCACAGCCCAGCUCCUUUCCCAAAAGGUUCUUGGUAACUUGAGGGUGCCCUCAAUACCAGUAGAGUGUACCUGCUGGGAGCUUUGUGCACAGCUAGGAGACCGAUGGCAUGACCUGGAAGUUAAUAAAUCAGGAGACAUAUAUACGGUGCAAGUGGAUGGAGUACGUGUGGAUGUCCAGGGACAGUGGAACUUGGCUUCACCACUGUUACCACUCACCAUCAACGGCAUACACAGAAUGUUGCAGGUGCUGAAGAAGAAGAAGCAUUGACAACCGCUGUAAACAAACAUCCAUCCAUCUUCUUCCGCUUAUCCGAAGUUGGGUCGCGGGGGCAGCAGCUGUAGCAGGGAAACCCAGACUUCACUCUCCCCAGCCACUUCGUCCAGCUCCUCCCGGGGGAUCCCGAGGCGUUCCCAGGCCAGCCGGGAGACAUAGUCUUCCCAACGUGUCCUGGGUCUUCCCCGCGGCCUCCUACCGGUCGGACGUGCCCUAAACACCUCCCUAGGGAGGCGUUCUGGUGGCAUCCUGACCAGAUGCCCAAACCACCUCAUCUGGCUCCUCUCGAUGUGGAGGAGCAGCGGCUUUACUUUGAGCUCCCCCCGGCCGGCAGAGCUUCUCACCCUAUCUCUAAGGGCAAGAUCACGGGUACAAGCGGCCGUAAACAAACAUGACUGUGCAUUUUAGCUUGUUCGACGUUGUCACAUUAUUUAUUUACUUUUCCUUGUUUUCACUACUUUUGUUUUAGCUUUCUUUUUAAAGUGUAGCUAUUCUGUGCCCUUCAUGUUGUGAUAUGUAUGGAUUGACGCACGUCUUCAUGUUACAACAUUUUGUAUACGUGCUUGAGGCUAGCAGUUAGCACUUGAAGUAGCUGUAAGACCAUGAGAGACGACAACUGGAUCCCUCCUUUUAUUGUUAUAUUGACACACGAUAACUCCAGACCAUACUUUUUGUUUUUGGCAGUCUCUGUUUUAGAGCAACAAUCUCAAAAGCAUAUAACGCCACAUCUGUACUUGUCUAAUGGAGGGGAGACAGCAGCAAGAGUAAGACAAUCGCUUCAUUCCGAGACUAUUACAUUUAGUCCCCGCCUCCACCACCAAAAUUUAGCUAACGUCAAAGACACACGCAGUAAGGAUCAUUUCAAUCCGAAUUUCAGAAGACUUGUUUUCAUGCGCUCCAAUCUGAAUGACAUAAACCACCUGUUUCGAUCGGAAUGAAAUUUUGAUCCGAACGUGUGUGAUCGGGUCAAAAUAUUUAAAAUGCCGUGUUUACAUGAAGCAUUUUUAUACCGGUUAGGCUUUUAAUCCGAUUUCUUGUGUCCAUGUGCAUAUAGCUAAAGUCUGUGACCGAACCGUUAGAAAACGCUUAAAAGAAAUGGGAUUUGAAUACAGAAAAACUAAAGGAAAGCCGUUAUUCAAAUCUACACAGAAAAAAACAAGGUUACAAUGGCCUAAGGAAAAGUAAUCGAGACUAUGCAUGACUGGAUGAAAGUCAUAUUCAGUAAUAAAUCGCAAAUCUGCAUUGGGCAAGGUGAUGAUGCUGGAACUUUUGUUUGGUGCCGUUCCAAUUAGAUUUAUGAAGACGACUGCCUAAAAAAAACCAUGCAUAUUUCCAGUCAUUGAUGGUAUGGAGCUU